This is a messenger RNA of Penicillium coprophilum, 771 nucleotides long. RefSeq lists its product as uncharacterized. The transcript has 7 exons. The annotation marks the transcript as partial. The record is from RefSeq and is a predicted model, not a curated record. NCBI's taxonomy places the organism in Eukaryota, Fungi, Ascomycota, Eurotiomycetes, Eurotiales, Aspergillaceae.
AUAUCACCAGUAACCGAGCCUAAACUCAAGCCAAGCUCUCGCCUAAUCAAUAGGUCUGCUACGCCAUCUCCUUCCGAGCCCCCUAGGACUAGCCGUUUGGAGAACAAUAUCGGCUCGGAUGGAUUUGAUAGUUUCAAGCCAUACUACGAAUGCGAUCUAGCUAGCACUGUUACUAUUUGCGUUCUGUGCUCUGGUAGCCAUGCCGCAUGGGCAAUCUGUCGAUACCCAAGUAAGGACGCGGACAGAAUCCUGGAGAUUCUCCGUUCUAUAUCCUAUAAGAAUGUGGUUUUCGUUUUAGAGUGCUUUCGCACUUCUGAUUCCCUAUAUACUUUAAGCAAGUUUGAUCCUCUCACGCUAGAUCACGUUGUCGCCUGUAAAGCCUUCCCAGACCAGGUGGAGCUAGCUACGAUUAUAUCCCAGUUUCUUGAUGGGCUAUCGUAUCUAGCUACCCAAAAUUUCUAUCACCCCUCUUUAGAUUGUUCUAGCGUUCUGAUGAGCCUCGAGGGGGAGGUGAAGAUUAGUAGACUUCAUAAAAUUGAUUUAGCUCCUAUGUCCAAGGUUAUGAUGGAAUUAAUGCAAAAAUAUGCUAAAGAUGAUAGGGCAGUCAGGAUUGACAAUCUUGACCGCUGCUUAUUUGAGGAACUGAAAAAACAGCGCUUUUUAAUAGAAACCCGGUGGUGCCCAGGCGAUCUAAUCGGCCUUGUAUGGUUUGCACUGAUAUCUUCCUGUAUAUUCUACUUAUACACGCCGAGAUCGGAAAAGAACGAUUAG